CAAGGAUAGAGCGUUUAAUUAAUAACCACCAUCCAUUCCUCCCUGACCUUAGCUGGUCACGUAUGCUUUAGUCGGAGCCCACAGACAAACUUGGUGCAUCAGCAAAUAUUAGCAAAUAUUGAUGUAUAACUCACAGGUUGAGCAUCCGAAACAAGGCUGAAUGGGAAUACACGUAUUCAACUAGUGGAAUCAUCAAGACAGGAGAAGUGUUUUAGUGGGAUUAUAUGGUCGUACCUGAAAGUUGGAGGGGUGUGGCCACGGGUGUGGGGACUUCACCAGUGUCUUCGGUGGAAGCCAGGUUUCUCGACGAGGCAAGGUAGCCAGGCUGAGAUUUUUUUUUUGUCCCCUCCUCCACGUUGGAAGCAUCCGACGGGAGGGGGCGACCGUUGGGAGGAGGCAAGAGAGUCCGCAGCUGCAGAAGGCGAGGCACGGCGCAAUCUCUCCACUCAUAACUACGGUAACAGACGCAAACUUCUGUGCGGCCCACCUUUGCUUGACAAGCUUCCUUCAUGAAUGAGUGGGUGGGCCCCGACAUCGAUGUGGUGGGACCACUGCAAAUCCCACACGCCGAUGAAUUCUCCAUCACGGAGAGCUCCCAUUUAUUCGAUAUUCUGGCUGAUCAGAGCAGUUCUCUGCUGCAGGACCCUGACAUGUUACCUUUCACCAGCUACCCGGGCAUGCAGUACUCAAACAUGGAGCCGACUGUGUCCACGACGCCAUACUACUGCAGUCAGAACUACUAUCCUCAGUACGGCGGAGAAGAAUGGUACUCUCACACUGGCCUAUAUGAACUAAGGAAAACCACACCGGAGGAGAGCUAUGACGGUGACAGGGAGGAGAUGUCCGCCGUCGUGCCUGCUGUGUGCAAGAGGACCCGGCACAUGACCCAGGCUGGACGGAUCAAAGGGGAGGAGCUAUGUGUCGUGUGCGGAGACAAGGCGUCUGGUUACCACUAUAAUGCUCUCACUUGUGAGGGAUGUAAAGGCUUCUUCAGACGGAGCAUAACAAAAAAUGCGGUGUACAAGUGCAAAAAUGGCGGAAACUGUGAGAUGGACAUGUAUAUGCGCAGGAAAUGCCAGGAAUGCCGACUAAGGAAAUGCAAGGAGAUGGGCAUGUUGGCAGAAUGCCUGCUUACAGAGAUCCAAUGUAAAUCCAAAAGGUUGCGGAAAAACAACAAGGCCUCGCCAGGACAGUCAACCGGAGACGAGACAGAGGGGGUAGACAACAAACAAGUCACGUCUACCACCAAACUGUCAAAGGAAAAACUUACUAAAGAGCAGCAGACCUUUGUGAAGGCUAUUGUAGAAGCUUACAACAGGCAUCAAAUUCCUCAAGAAGUGACCAAAAAACUGCUUCAAGACCAAUACAGCGCUGAGGAAAAUUUCCUCCUCUUAACAGAAAUGGCAACAAGUCAAGUCCAAGUACUGGUGGAGUUUACAAAAAAUAUCCCAGGCUUUCUGUCCCUGGAUCACGAAGAUCAGAUUGCUCUGCUGAAGGGUUCGGCAGUGGAAGCCAUGUUUCUACGCUCUGCUCAGGUUUUCUGCUGCAAGAUGCCAAGCGGGCACACCGAGGUUUUGGAGGCGAGGAUACGCAAGAGUGGUAUAUCAGAGGAGUUCAUCACACCGAUGUUCAACUUUUACAGAAGCAUCGGUGAGCUCCACAUGCUGCAGGAGGAGAAGGCUCUCCUCACCGCUAUAACCAUCCUGACAGCAGAUCGGCCUUACGUGAAGGAUCAACAGGCUGUGGAAAGACUGCAGGAGCCCAUGCUGGACGUGCUGAAGAAGCUGUGCGUCCUGCAGCAUCCGCAGGAGCCUCAGUAUUUUGCACGUCUUCUGGGCCGGCUGACCGAGCUGAGAACGCUCAAUCACUAUCAUGCAAAAAUGCUUACAUCCUGGAGGAUGAACGAUCACAAAUUCACACCGCUUCUCUGUGAGAUCUGGGAUGUGCAGUGACAAGAGAAGGAAAGGGGGAUGUACUGCAGCAUGGACAUUUGAACUUGAAAGAUGGUCACGGUCCACAGUGUAUAUAUGGUGUACAUCUGUUGAUAUACUGUACAUGUUUCAAAUAAACUCCUGCACAACCAGUUGGCUUGAUUGUCAGUUGUA
Molecule: messenger RNA, 2105 nt
Organism: Nerophis ophidion (straightnose pipefish)
Lineage: Eukaryota; Metazoa; Chordata; Actinopteri; Syngnathiformes; Syngnathidae
Gene: nr1h4
Product: nuclear receptor subfamily 1, group H, member 4
Exons: 11
Coding region: 510-1952 (480 amino acids)
Biological process (GO): cell differentiation; negative regulation of inflammatory response; positive regulation of transcription by RNA polymerase II
Molecular function (GO): bile acid binding; zinc ion binding; RNA polymerase II cis-regulatory region sequence-specific DNA binding
Source: RefSeq, a predicted model, not a curated record